Messenger RNA from Agrilus planipennis (emerald ash borer), 1456 nucleotides. Its product is annotated as leucine-rich repeat-containing protein 49. The transcript is spliced from 5 exons. Bases 1 to 1266 code for a protein of 421 amino acids. Lineage: Eukaryota; Metazoa; Arthropoda; Insecta; Coleoptera; Buprestidae. The record is from RefSeq and is a predicted model, not a curated record.
AUGGCUCAGUACGUGUAUCACGGACUACUAAAGAAAAGGAAGAAAAUCCAGACCGAAUAUAAAAUAUAUUACACCUUUUCAUUAGAACAUCGAAAAUUGGACAAAUUUUGUGUUAUAUUUAUAAAUAUUUCUUUACUUCGUAUUCUUUGUAGAAAAGCUAUAGAGCCGCCCAAAACGGAAGUAAAACUGUCUCAUGUGAAUUUAACGAAUGCAGAAACAGUUAGUAACUUAUCAUCGAAUACAUCAAAUUCUGGCAGUGGGGCUGCAGCAAGUUCACACUCGAGUAGUAAUUUUAGUAAGCGGUCAACUAGAAAGAUACGAUCUAUAAAAAGUGCCGCCAGCAUCAGAACAAAUCCGGCAAAACUGAAAAGUAGAGCAGUCACAGCCAAGCCAAAGAAACCGGUCUCACCUCCGCCACACUCUGCAGAAAGGGAAAGAGAACAAGGUGGAGACUAUCUUAUAGAAAUUUGUGGUCGUCAUCUUAAUAUUUUCGGUCAAGGAGCUCUGAGAUUUAUAGAAAAGCAAUGGAACGUUUCCAAAGCCAGGGAUGUAACAACAGUUAACUUUAAUUAUUCUAAUUUUAAUUCAAUUGUCGGUAUUUUUGGGAAACUGAAACAGCGGUUUCCAAAUAUUGAAAAUUUCGUUUUCAAAGAAACAAAUAUACACUGUUUAGGGCAGUUGAAUGCGUUAGCGGAAAUACAAGGAUUUGUCUCACUUUUUAUUCACAGUGACGGGAAUCCUAUUACACAAAAACUUUGGAGAAGUUACGCAGUAUUUAGGCUAGUGCAUUGGGGAUUGAAAAAGAUUAAUGAUAAAGAGGUUUCUGAAGAAGAAAUAAAGGAAGCCAAUGAGGAAUAUCAAAGUCUUAGUGAUCUUGUCUUAUGGUCCUUACCAGAUAUACUAUUGGAGCCACUUUUAAACAGGUUGCAUUUAGAUCUGAGUCGAACACAGGGACAGAAUGCAAAAAAGUGGCUUCAAUCAAUUGAUCCAGCAUUGAAAAGCGUCGUUAGUAAAGAGGCAUUACAAUGGAAAAAGAAUUCACCAACCCAUGAAGAUCUUUUACUGAGACAAAAUAGUAAAGCUCAUAUGGGAAAAAUGUUACAAGACACUUGUAGUGCCGUUUAUAAAUUAAGACAACUUGAUCGGCAUUGGUCUGAUGUGUUUCAUGAGGUUGUACGGAACAUUGUUCUGGACUAUGCUCAUUUAGAUAUGUAUAUGAAGAAGAAGAUGCAAGAAGUACAAGCCAGCGGACUUUCACUGCCAUAGUUUGCAUGAUUUUAGCACCAACAUUGAAACAGUACAAAAUAUCGAGUUAGGUAAUAGUUUUAAGAUUUAAUUAAGUCUGUUGAUUACAAUUUUUAGAUGUUUUGUAAAAAAUCUGUAAACUUAUUGUACGCUAAGGUGAUAACUUUGUUUAUUUUUUAUUUUAUACUCAAAAUAUACUUUUUUGCACAAA